Corythoichthys intestinalis (scribbled pipefish) is the source of this 1577-nucleotide messenger RNA. It is a transcript of the gene hes3, whose product is annotated as hairy-related 3. The record is from RefSeq and is a predicted model, not a curated record. The transcript is spliced from 3 exons. Gene Ontology annotation, molecular function: protein dimerization activity; DNA-binding transcription factor activity, RNA polymerase II-specific; RNA polymerase II cis-regulatory region sequence-specific DNA binding. The coding region runs from base 805 to 1521 and encodes 238 amino acids. Lineage: Eukaryota; Metazoa; Chordata; Actinopteri; Syngnathiformes; Syngnathidae. Gene Ontology annotation, cellular component: nucleus. Gene Ontology annotation, biological process: regulation of transcription by RNA polymerase II; regulation of neurogenesis; anterior/posterior pattern specification.
AGACAAAAUUUGCAAAAGCCGAGUUUAUUUUAAGUAAAGGUGAGACUUUGGUAUUUAAACUUUGUUUAGCAUGCAAAUAUAUUUUCCGUUGCUUAUACUAAUUGAGGAGAAUUAAAGAAGUGGCAUAUACAGAACUGAAACGCCACGUGAGGACCAAAAUAAGGAAGGUGUUAAAACCUAUUUUAAUCUCACCAUUCACAAAUACCCUUACAAUUCUAAGAGUAAUCUGAAGUACCAAAAUUAUGUUUCUCCUUUUUAAAACUCAUCAUUUUAUAGUUCAUUUGCUUGUUGCAGUUUGACGAUUCAAUUGUCAAAUUCUUUUUUUUAUUGGUGGUGCAUAAGAUCUAUUUUGUUUUGUUUUGUUUUUUAGGGGUUUGAAAUAUUUUUACACAUAUUUUAAUUUCUUAAUCACCGGAUAGAUCCAUAGACACGCUUUAAAAAUAUGUAAUACUAUAGUGUAUAUCGGUAGAUUUACAGUAAAUUACAAUAUAUAUUAUUUAUACUAUUUUUAUACAUUCGAAUAUAUUUCAGAUCUGAAUAACGAUUAGUUUGCGCUGUUUGCCCUUCAGCGUUUGUUUAAUUCUUUUUUCAACUUAAAAAAUGUGUUAGCAUGCAUGUGCUUGCUGGGCACACUGCAGAUGACAGCAUGGUUGGCCAUUUAAGGGAAUGAGUGAGGGGGAGGUGUCUCUGUGCUUUGAGAUGCUAAGUGAGGUGUGCCUAUAUAAAGCGCGCUUGGUCAGCUCUCUCAUUUGGGCUGCCAAGAGGAAAGGUGAUUCAAUUCAAGAAACGCGGGUGUAGACAACAAUGGUGGCGACUACUGAUUGUAUAGACAACCCCGUCUCAAUCACUACAAACAAGGUGUCUAAACCACUCAUGGAGAAGAAAAGAAGGGCUCGUAUUAACAAGUGUUUGGACCAGUUGAAAUGUCUUCUGGAAAGCCAAUACAGCAGCACUAUUCGGAAGCGCAAACUGGAAAAGGCUGACAUCUUGGAGCUGACCGUGAGACAUUUGAAGCACAUUCAGAAAUCUCACACCGGUAAGCAGCACGUCACGUAUUGCCUGCAUUUCACGUUGCCCAAAUCUAACCCAAAUGACCCAUUGUGCUUAUUGACAGUUGCUUCCAAACUCGGCGAACUAUCAGAUUGCCAGAAAGGUUUUCAUAGCUGCCUGGUCAACUUCAACCACUACUUGAUGAUGGCCGACACCGUGACUGAGCGAGAACGCCUCAAGUCGGCGCAGUUGCACAGAAAAGUGGAGGUGGACAUCUCCAGGACCACGGACAGCGGCCCGGCCAGCUCCGAGACGCCUGUUGUUCCAUGGAGAGCCGAGGACCAGGACGAAGCUGCUCACAGCAGGAACCGCAGGGCGUAUCACCUUUGCCCGAAUAAAGAAGACACGUUGAGGCCCACAAAGGGGGGAUCCACGAAAGACCUCCGGGAAAAGCAAGUCACUCAGAAGUUUCACUCUAAAAGUCCUAGUGAAAUUAGGACCACUCAAAAAAUUAUGUGGAGACCUUGGUAGACACGUUAAAAUUGCAAACACAUUCAUAGAAAUGUUUAUAAUUUUUGUGUUAUCGC